Clarias gariepinus (North African catfish) is the source of this 3402-nucleotide messenger RNA. It is a transcript of the gene mcoln1b, whose product is annotated as mucolipin TRP cation channel 1b. Lineage: Eukaryota; Metazoa; Chordata; Actinopteri; Siluriformes; Clariidae. Gene Ontology annotation, molecular function: NAADP-sensitive calcium-release channel activity. The coding region runs from base 157 to 1905 and encodes 582 amino acids. Gene Ontology annotation, cellular component: plasma membrane; lysosomal membrane. The record is from RefSeq and is a predicted model, not a curated record. The transcript has 13 exons.
UUAUUUAGCUGUGUUGGUCUGGGCUGUAAUAGAGAAGUCUGACACUCGUGUGGUUUGUUCACCUCUGCAGCUCUGACUGCUGGUUUAUUCAUAAGGAUUUAUUUAUUUAUUAGUUGUUUAAAGGUUUAAUUAGAUAAAAAAUCGUAACGCGUUUGCAUGGCAACCUCUUUAUCAACACAACAGCAUCAGGCACGAGAGGAGGAAUCGGAGAAGGAGAGACUGCUCACCACCGUGACCUUUGACCCCAGCCCCGUCGACCUCAGCGAUGAAGGCCACAGCGUCCGUCCCUCUCUGGACCUCCAGGGCCAGUCCUUGCGUGAAACGGCACAGGACGAGGACUUGGACCUGGCAAAGGAAGAGGCUCUGCGCAGGAAGCUGAAGUACUUCUUCAUGAGCCCGUGUGACAAAUACCACGCCAAGGGCCGCAAGCCGUACAAGCUCGUGCUGCAGUUGCUGAAGAUCAUCCUCGUCACCUUGCAGUUGGUGCUGUUUGGUCUGAGUAACCAGAUGGUGGUGAUGUUUAAGGAUGAGAACACGGAGUCGUUCAGGCAUCUCUUCCUGCAGGACUAUCAGGAUGAUGUGGACGAGUUCGCCCUACACACACAGAGCGACGUCUACCGACACAUCAACUACGCCAUAAAGCAGUAUCUGACUCUUCCUGAGAAAGCAGUGGGCCGCUAUGCCUACGUCAUGGGCUCGGGAGUAAACAACAGUGCCCUCUACCUGUGUCAGCACUACUAUAAGAACGGCACCAUCGACCCGGUCAACGACACCUUCAAUAUUGACCCUCACGUCAUGACCGACUGUAUCGGUGUCGAUCCUCCCACAGACCCCUCAGCUCCUCUCCCUGAACACUACAAGAACUUCACCCUCCAAUUCCACAAGCUGAUCAACGUGACCAUCGAGUUUAAACUAAAGGCCAUAAAUAUCCAGACGAUCAUCAACAACGAAAUUCCAGACUGCUACACCUUCUCCGUCAGUAUCCUCUUCGAUAACAGAGCCCACAGUGGGAAAGUGAAGAUCAGUUUGCGUAACCAGGCCGUUAUCAGAGAGUGCAGGGAUCCCAGCGUGUCUGGACACAAGGAGAACUUCACGCGGGUGGCGUUUGACGUGUUGGUGGCGAUCGUAUGCGGCCUCUCCCUGGCCCUGUGUGGACGAUCCAUACUUCGAGGAAUCAUCCUGCAAAAUGAGUUUGUGCGUUUCUUCAGGCAAUCCCUGGGCCAGAGUGUGUGUUGGGGAGACCGACUGGAGUUCAUUAACGGCUGGUAUUUACUCAUCAUCAUCAGCGACGUUCUCACCAUCAUCGCCUCCUUCAUCAAGAUCGGCAUUGAGACCAAGAACCUGGCGUCCUAUGACGUGUGUGGGAUCCUGAUGGGCACGUCCACGCUGCUGGUGUGGGUGGGAGUCAUCCGCUACCUCAGCUUCUUCCAGAAAUACAACAUCCUGAUUGUGACCCUGAGGGCUGCGUUUCCAAACGUCAUCCGCUUCUGUUGCUGCGCUGCUGCAAUCUACAUGGGCUACUGCUUCUGCGGCUGGAUCGUCCUCGGACCCUACCAUGCUAAAUUCCGCUCCCUGUCCACGGUGUCGGAGUGCCUGUUCUCGCUGAUAAACGGAGACGACAUGUUCGUGACCUUCUCGGAGGUGGAGCGCAGCAGCACAUUGGUGUGGCUCUUCAGUCAGCUCUACCUCUACACCUUCAUCUCACUCUUCAUCUACAUGGUGCUGUCCCUCUUCAUCGCCCUCAUCACCGGCGCCUACGACACCAUAACCCAACAAGCCCAGGAGGCCCCUCACAUGUCAGACCUGCACAUGUUUAUCGCUCAGUGUGUGGACACGCCCACGUCAGGAAAGUUCCAGAGCCCGGAUCCUCCGGAGUCGUGCUCACUCUUCUGCUGCUUUAAAUAGACAGGGAAGAGUGUGUGUGUGUGUGUGUGUGUGUGUGUAGUAUUUUACUUCCUGAUUUUAAACAUUUGGAUGCUGUUCUCAUUGAAGUUUAUUUACAGCGCUACUGUUUGAAAUUUUAGGUUGAAAAUGGUGGAGCUUAAGUUCAUGAUCAGCCAAUCACGUGCCUGAUUAUUAUAGUAUGACAUCAUAGCAGUAUUCGACCUGACGUCAGCCGGCUCACUCGGGGCAUUGCUUAUAAAUAUACGCUGGUAUAACGUACAGUAAUGUAUUAAACAACGGUUCACUGGUUAGUGUCGUGUUUAGAUAGCGGGCUAGCUGAGUUUAGCGAAAGCUGCUCCAUAUUCUAAAAUUAAAAUCAGUAUUUGAUGCUAAGCAUUACCCGACAAUAUGAACGAGUGCUACUUUAAGUGACAGUGUUUUGACAGUUUAAACACCUGGUAGAAGUAGUGAUGAUGUUCCUCAAGAGGGCGGAACACGUAGACGUUUGGUUUGUAGUUCAGUUAAACAAUGCCAUUUAAGUCAGAAAAUACAAAUUAGGCUCCACCCCUUUGGACACUGUGUCACAUUCGUCACCGAGUAAAAGUUGUUGUACAAAGUUAAUGUGAGUCUACACAUUUCGCGCGCACACACUUUUUAUAGCAACAUUUUGGCUUUUUUUAAAUUUCUUUUUCAUUUUCCGAGCUAUCGUGAAUUUUUAAUUAAGUUUUAAUAUAUAAAAGAUGUUUUAUUAUUUUUAAAUUAUUUAUUUAAUUUUAUGCAUCGUACGGAUGUGAAUUGGAUAAAUAUGAAUCCAUUAUUCAGAAUGAACAAAUACAAACCAAGGAAAAGCACUACAUGUUUUCUUUAGACCUGUGUAAAAAUUACACAUCUGCAUCAGGACCGGGGUUUUAAUAAAAAACAAACAAAAAAAAAAAACACGCACAUUGAUGUCAGUAAUGCAUACACACUCUAGUGUAUAUACAGGAUUCUGAGCAUUAAGGCGUAGCCCACAUGUAGAAAGGUAUUUAAAUUUUUUUAAAUUAUUAUUUUAGUCAGGUUGUUUUCUGUGUGUUUGUCACACGUUUUUAUUAUAGACAAGAAAUACUGCAUUUUACUCUUAUAAGGGCAUUGAAUAUGUUUAAUAAUUUUCUCAUGCUCCUGAUUGGUCACUAUGGCUUUAUCAUUAGGAUUAUAUCAUCACCUGCUGGUGUGUUUCUGCAUUUUUAUGUGACUGAAGAAGGAAUUCGGGUCCAUCCAGAAUCCAACCAACAUGUGGACUUGGGUCUAACACUUACUGCACAGUAUAGCUACUCUUAGUGUUUCUUGCCUGUUGGUAAACAAGCCUUGUGUAUGCUCUCUUUACCUCUUUGUUUUCUUUUAUCCCUUUCGUCUUGCGUUCCCGGCCCAGCUUGUAUUGUUUGUUCCUCACCUGACCCUUACUUACUUGAUCAACUAGACGCUAAUUGUGAAUGUAUGUUUGUCUGUGAACAAAGUUUAUUAAACCCUUAUGAAGAACGA